AUGGACCCACCUAGUUACACGUCACCACCAUAUCCUUACCCACAGCCACCGCCAACAAUGCCGCCACCAAUGAUGCCACCGCCCCCACAUACGGUACAUGUUGUAUCGACUGUGGGCUUCGGCAAGGAAAGUCAACAUAUGACCUGUCCACAUUGUCAUGCAAGUAUAGCUACACGUGUAAACUCAGAGGCAAACACGAAAACACACUUGUUUGCACUACUUCUGUGUAUAAUAGGGUGUUGGUGUUGUGCACCAUGUCCUUAUUGCAUGGACAGUUGCAUGGUACAGAAACAUUAUUGUCCAGCGUGCAAUUCUUAUCUUGGAUCCACUGAAAAUUAA
Messenger RNA from Pogonomyrmex barbatus (red harvester ant), 339 nucleotides. RefSeq names its product lipopolysaccharide-induced tumor necrosis factor-alpha factor homolog. The record is from RefSeq and is a predicted model, not a curated record. Gene Ontology annotation, molecular function: zinc ion binding. Lineage: Eukaryota; Metazoa; Arthropoda; Insecta; Hymenoptera; Formicidae.